This is a messenger RNA of Ilex paraguariensis (yerba mate), 514 nucleotides long. NCBI's taxonomy places the organism in Eukaryota, Viridiplantae, Streptophyta, Magnoliopsida, Aquifoliales, Aquifoliaceae. The record is from the annotation of a GenBank genome assembly.
AUGACUGAAGGGAAGGUUGCCCCAGACCCAACACAACAAGUGAAAGCAAGGGAGCAUCAACAACAGCUGCAAAUGCAGCAAUUGCAACUUAUGCAGCAGCACAAUGCUCAAUUGCAAAAAAGGGAUCCUAACCAUCCUUCACUUGGUGGUCCUAUGAAUGCUAUGAACUCCGAAGGAAUGAUGGGGCAGCCAUCAGCCAGUGUACUGGCCAUGAAAAUGUACAAGGAGCGAAUGAAACAUCCUCAGUCAAUGGAUUCAGAGACAUCUUCAGUUCUAAUGGAUGCCAAUAGGAUGGCCAUUCUCAAGUCAGCAACCAAUCAUCAAGGCCAGUUCGUACAAGGCAACUCUGGGAGCAUGUCUGCUGCUCUGCAGCAAAUGCAAGGACGAUCUCAAUUGACCACCGAUGUUAAAGCCGAAGUGAACUUGGGUGCAACUAAGAAAUCUUUGCCUAUGGAUCCUUCAUCAAUAUAUGGGCAAACAAUUUUGCAGUCAAAGUCUGGACUGGGCGGUGCAG